AUGUUGCUGGAGCUCUGGGAGCAGAGCUGCUCUGAGACACUGAUGGAGGUUAGAUCUGAACCAGGAUGGAGGAGCUGCUGGUUUAACCUUCAGGAGUCUCCAGCAUCAAAAAACCUCCUGAACGUCAGAACAAAGCAGAACUUUCAGAAGACACCAUCUAGAACAUCUUCUGUUUUCAGUCUUCACUUUGGUGGUUCUUUCAGGUUCUGGGGCUCUGUAGGGGGUUCUGGUCGGUUUGGUGGUUCCUUCAGGUUCUGGGGCUCUGUAGGGGGUUCUGGUCGGUUUGGUGGUUCUUUCAGGUUCUGGGGCUCUGUAGGGGGUUCUGGUCGGUUUGGUGGUUCCUUCAGGUUCUGGGGCUCUGUAGGGGGUUCUGGUCGGUUUGGUGGUUCUUUCAGGUUCUGGGGCUCUGUAGGGGGUUCUGGUCGGUUUGGUGGUUCCUUCAGGUUCUGGGGCUCUGUAGGGGGUUCUGGUCGGUUUGGUGGUUCCUUCAGGUUCUGGGGCUCUGUAGGGGGUUCUGGUCGGUUUGGUGGUUCUUUCAGGUUCUGGGGCUCUGUAGGGGGUUCUGGUCGGUUUGGUGGUUCCUUCAGGUUCUGGGGCUCUGUAGGGGGUUCUGGUCGGUUUGGUGGUUCUUUCAGGUUCUGGGGCUCUGUAGGGGGUUCUGGUCGGUUUGGUGGUUCCUUCAGGUUCUGGGGCUCUGUAGGGGGUUCUGGUCGGUUUGGUGGUUCUUUCAGGUUCUGGGGCUCUGUAGGGGGUUCUGGUCGGUUUGGUGGUUCCUUCAGGUUCUGGGGCUCUGUAGGGGUUCUGGUCGGUUUGGUGGUUCUUUCAGGUUCUGGGGCUCUGUAGGGGUUCUGGUCGGUUUGGUGGUUCCUUCAGGUUCUGGGGCUCUGUAGGGGGUUCUGGUCGGUUUGGUGGUUCUUUCAGGUUCUGGGGCUCUGUAGGGGUUCUGGUCGGUUUGGUGGU
Acanthochromis polyacanthus (spiny chromis) is the source of this 960-nucleotide messenger RNA. RefSeq names its product keratin, type I cytoskeletal 10-like. The coding region runs from base 1 to 843 and encodes 280 amino acids. NCBI's taxonomy places the organism in Eukaryota, Metazoa, Chordata, Actinopteri, Pomacentridae. The record is from RefSeq and is a predicted model, not a curated record. The transcript has 11 exons.